UAACGAGACCCGUCGGACUCGUAUAAGCAGGCCUUGUUGUCGAAGAAGAUGAAGCGAAGGUGUCCGUGAGAUUUGCGGCAGAACCAAACAACAAACAGGUAGAGUGCAGUGUCUGGUAGUAGAAAGAAAGGAAAGAAGAAAGAAGAAACAAAGGAAAAUGGGAGCUUCUUCUUCUACAAUGCAGCAGCAGCAGCAUCAGGAAGAGAAUGAGAUUGAAUCGCUAGCAGCUUCCACAGGGUCGCUUCCAAUGCUCAGGAACGCCUUCUCCAUCCUCUCCGAUGACACGAAAAAGGCCAUCCCCGUGAGAUCUCUUCAGGAUUGUUUCUGCUUAAACGUCACAAAUGUAGCAUCUGAAGCAUCCUCCUCACUGCCUGAUUGCUUUAUGGAGCUAUUGGUUCAUCUGGGUCCAGCCAUAGUAGACCUGUUUUUCACCUCAGAUGAAGGAGGAGUUCAUUGGGUUGAAUUCUUGAGAGGGUAUGUUAGGUGCUGUGGAAGGAUGUCAUUAUCGAUGUCCAUUAACAACUUGUACAGGUUAUAUGCCGCAGCUAGUGGAAAAGCUGUCAUUCCUUCAAAGUUGGAUUUUGAAUCAGAUGAUGCUGACAGUAAGAUUAGUGGUUCCCUCAUGCCUAGUGAUGUCCUUAUGCUUCUAUGGAUGUGUUGGAUUAUGUCACGGAGUUCAAGGAUUCGGAAGCUGUCCGAUGAGAAGGCUACAUUGAUUCUUCCGGAUAUAAAUCAUUUAAUAUUUUCAGCCAUUACAUUGUGCAAUGAAAAUAGCAAUGACUUAAAUUUCAAAGACUGUAAUAUUUUGACCUUGGAAAACCAUAUUUUUGCACAAAAGUUUCAUCACUGGGUCUCUACUACGGUUCCAGGCCUUGCUCAUUGCUUUUCCCAGUAUGUCCACAAUAGAUUACAAAAGGGUGCAACUUCAGAGGAGGGCUUGGAUGAUUCCAAUUUAUCACAUGAUUGCACCUCAUCGGAGGAGUGUGAUAAAUGUCUUCUAACGUGUGGAAGGGCCUGGGCUAUCCAUCUUAGUCUACGAGAUACAAGAGAUGAGCUCUUAAGUGUAUGCUUUCCUGGAAAAGGCAUUAAAACGUUCGAAAACCUUUUGUAUCGGUCUUCUCUUCAUGGGAAGGGAUUAAACAGAUUCUGGUCUAACACUGAAGGUUACCAUGGAGUAUUGUUAAUAUUAUUGUCUGCUAGCUCCAUAGGUGCCCAUCAGGGUGAUGAUGCCAAUGUUGAAAGAUGGGUCAUCAGCGUGCUUACUCAGCAGGGCUUCGAAAGCAGAGACACAUACUAUGGAAGCUCUGCAUAUCUCUAUGCUAUCAGCCCAAUUUUCCACGUAUUUCCACCUUCCGGGAAGGACAAGAAUUUUGUAUAUAGCCACCUGCAUCCUACGGGGAGAGUAUAUGAAGCACAUCCAAAGACAGUGGGUAUCGCGUUUGGAGGAACUGUUGGAAAUGAGAGAAUAUUUAUAGAUGAAGAUUUUGCUAGAGUUACUGUUCGUCAUCAUGCAGUUGACAAAACUUACCAACCCGGCUCUCUAGUUCCCAAUCAGGGGUUUUUACCUGUCGAAGCUUCGAUUAUAGAAGUGGAAGUGUGGGGCUUGGGUGGAAAAUCUGCCAAGGAACAGCAGGAUGCAUAUAAGAAGAGAGAACAGAUUUUUACGGACCAGAGACGAAAGAUUGACUUGAAAACUCUUGCUUGGGAGGAUUCUCCUGAGAAGAUGAUGAUGGACAUGGUCUCUGAUCCCAACCGAGUUCAACGGGAGGAUCGAUAGAUGGCUUGUCAAAGUUGGUGUCUCUGGUUUCUUCUCCCAAAGUAGGAAAUUUCGCCACUGCUGUUUGUUUCUGAAUGCAGUUUCAGUGCAUGACCUGAACUAAUCCCUGGUGAAGAAUCAUGUAAUUGCUUAAAUCAUAUGUAAAGGCAAACAAGCAUUGUAGUAUGAAAGGGCUCAUCUGGGUUCCUACUGCUGUAUUUGUUUGGCAUGAAAAAAUUUAUGCUUUUGCAAUCCAUUCAGAAGCAAAUUCUAGUCUUCUCUAA
Messenger RNA from Magnolia sinica, 2040 nucleotides. RefSeq lists its product as uncharacterized. Lineage: Eukaryota; Viridiplantae; Streptophyta; Magnoliopsida; Magnoliales; Magnoliaceae. The record is from RefSeq and is a predicted model, not a curated record. Bases 158 to 1777 code for a protein of 539 amino acids. The transcript is spliced from 7 exons.